UCUGCAAGCUCCGUUUUUUUGUGCUCGAGUGAGAAGGUUCCAGUCGGUUGUCUUGCACGCGGAGUCAAAAUGAUGGGAGGACCAGUUCUCGUGUUGAGCCAGAAUAUAAAAAGGGAGUCUGGGAGGAAGGUCCAGACAGGAAAUAUCAAUGCUGCAAAGACAAUAGCAGACGUAAUCAGGACCUGUCUUGGGCCGAGAGCCAUGAUGAAGAUGCUACUUGAUCCCAUGGGUGGAAUUGUAAUGACCAAUGAUGGCAAUGCUAUCCUGAGAGAGAUCCAGGUGCAGCACCCAGCAGCCAAGUCUAUGAUCGAGAUAAGCCGUACCCAGGAUGAAGAGGUUGGGGAUGGAACCACCUCUGUAAUCAUCUUGGCGGGUGAGAUGCUCUCUGUGGCUGAGCAGUUCCUGGAACAGCAGAUGCAUCCUACUGUGGUGAUCAGUGCUUACCGACGGGCUCUGGACGACAUGCUCAGUGCACUUAAGGACAUCAGCACUCCGGUGGAUGUCAACAACCGUGAAAUGAUGCUUAAAAUCAUCAACUCUGCCAUCAAUACCAAGGCACUGAGCCGCUGGUCAGGGUUAGCCUGCAAUAUUGCGUUGGAUGCCGUACGUACUGUGGAGCUGGAUGAAAAUGGCCGUAAAGAGAUUGACAUCAAGAAAUACGCCAAAGUGGAGAAGGUCCCUGGUGGAAUCAUUGAGGACUCCUGUGUACUGAAGGGUGUGAUGGUAAACAAAGAUGUGACACACCCCCGCAUGCGUCGCCUCAUUAAAAAUCCUCGCAUUGUACUCCUGGACUGCUCCCUGGAGUAUAAAAAGGGCGAGAGCCAGACUGAUAUUGAGAUCACCCGUGAAGAAGAUUUUGCAAGAAUUCUGCAGAUGGAGGAGGAGUACAUCCAGCAGAUCUGCGAGGACAUUAUCCGCCUCAAGCCUGACUUGGUCUUCACUGAGAAGGGCAUCUCUGACCUGGCUCAGCACUACCUGAUGAAGGCCAACAUUACUGCUAUCCGCCGAGUCAGAAAGACGGACAACAACCGAAUUGCCAGAGCCUGUGGCGCACGUAUUGCAAGCCGCACGGAUGAGCUUCGAGAAGAUGAUGUUGGGACAGGGGCAGGGUUGUUUGAGGUGAAGAAGAUUGGGGAUGAAUACUUCACCUUUGUGACUGAGUGCAAGGAUCCAAAGGCUUGCACCAUCCUGCUGAGGGGAGCCAGCAAGGAGAUCCUGGCGGAAGUUGAGCGCAACCUCCAGGAUGCCAUGCAGGUGUGCCGUAAUGUGCUACUUGACCCUCACCUGCUGCCAGGUGGUGGGGCAGUAGAGAUGGCUGUAUCCCAGCGACUGAUGGAGCACUCCCGUGCCCUCACAGGGGUCGAGCAGUGGCCCUACCGUGCUGUAGCCCAGGCCCUGGAGGUCAUUCCCCGCACCCUCAUUCAAAACUGUGGGGCCAGCACAAUCCGUGUGCUCACCUCACUCAGGGCAAAACACACCCAGAAGGACAACGUCUCAUGGGGAGUGAAUGGGGAGACAGGCACCCUGUCUGACAUGACCGAGCUGGGCAUCUGGGAGCCGCUGGCAGUGAAAGCACAAACAUACAAGACUGCUGUAGAGACUGCCAUUUUGCUACUUCGUAUUGAUGACAUUGUUUCGGGACACAAGAAGAAGGGAGAGGAACAAAGCGGGGGAGCCCAAACUGGGGGAGGCCAGGAGGCGGAGUAAAGGAAGAUGGCUAGAGGAAGAGCUGGAUGAGGAUAUAAGGGUUCUUUUUGGAGGGGAAAAACAUAGAGGGAGAUUGGAGGGAGUUUCCCUCAGAGGCUUCCACUAUGCUAAUAAUUACUAGGUGAGACUGCAACAUAAACCAAAUAAAAAUUGGGACCCAUUUCCCAGAAUUCUUCUUGUUGAGUACAUGGCUAGACCAUAUUCCUUAAGCAUACAGCAGA
Molecule: messenger RNA, 1928 nt
Organism: Scleropages formosus (Asian bonytongue)
Lineage: Eukaryota; Metazoa; Chordata; Actinopteri; Osteoglossiformes; Osteoglossidae
Gene: cct3
Product: chaperonin containing TCP1, subunit 3 (gamma)
Exons: 14
Coding region: 70-1707 (545 amino acids)
Biological process (GO): protein folding
Molecular function (GO): ATP hydrolysis activity; ATP-dependent protein folding chaperone; ATP binding
Source: RefSeq, a predicted model, not a curated record